Messenger RNA from Penaeus vannamei (Pacific white shrimp), 972 nucleotides. Lineage: Eukaryota; Metazoa; Arthropoda; Malacostraca; Decapoda; Penaeidae. The record is from RefSeq and is a predicted model, not a curated record.
AGAAGAGAGAGCGAGGAAGAAGGAGAAAACCCGAACGCCGUCCUCUCCGCUCUUUCCCUCGAUCGCGGGCGACACGCGACCGCCAGGCGAGGGGCGCGAUUCGCGUUCACACGCCGUCGGAGCAGCACCUGCAGCACAAGCCGCGGCCUCGUCGCAGGACGCACACUCGCGCACUUUCGUCCAGCGUUGUCCUGCAUCCUCGGUAGCCUGCUGGUGUUGCCACCUCCCUUUCGCUGCCGCUGUCCUCAGUUGCUCAGUGGACGCUUGCGCCCAGUGUCGCCCGCCGGCUGUUUCCCGCCCUGCAGCUGCGUCUCGUGCUGCCGUGAUGGAGCCUCCGCUGCUGCCGCUGCUGUUCAUCCUCGUGGCAGGAGCCGCCGCCGAGCUAGCCGUCGGGCCCGUGAGCCUGGGCGAUGGCCAGCACAUCAUAGCCUACGACGAGGGGCCUUCUCCUGAGAACAGCCUCAUCCGGUGUCCCUACGACCUGCAGGAGGGCCAGCAGGUAGUCGCCGUCAUCUGGGAGCUGCUGCAGGACGGCAAGCGCGCCGGCAGCUUCAAGUGGAGGCCGGGCCGCGGAGGAACGACCACCGGGAUCCUGCGGGGGAAGGUCAACGCGAGGCGCGAGGACAGUGACCUCGAGCUGACCUCGGUUGAGUACGACCUCGCCGGACUCUACUCGUGCACCGUCAAGACCGACGACGGAGAGCGAGGCAACGCCAAGGCCGACAUCCUCGUGCAAGGCUGAGGUCACGUGCGCAGAGGGCUACGUGCCCCGUGACCACAUCCCGUCCGUCACGAUGGUCUGCCAACACAGGGGAGGCAACGACUAUGAGUGGCUUCAUGGCGAACAGGGCUACGUUCCUCAGCAUCUGAUUUGUGUUGUGCCACCUUCCACCACCGAGCCACCAGCGACAACCACAACAGAGUCUUUCCAGCGGCGCCAGGAGCAUGGAUAUGAGUAUGGAUACGAAUACA